Lathyrus oleraceus (garden pea) is the source of this 642-nucleotide messenger RNA. RefSeq names its product early nodulin-93. NCBI's taxonomy places the organism in Eukaryota, Viridiplantae, Streptophyta, Magnoliopsida, Fabales, Fabaceae. The coding region runs from base 178 to 501 and encodes 107 amino acids. The transcript is spliced from 4 exons. The record is from RefSeq and is a predicted model, not a curated record.
GCUUCAAAAUCAAAAUACUUUUGUUAAUCAACCUACUCUUUCACCAACUCACUAUAAAUAUGCAACCAACUUCAUACACUCUUCAUUCAAAACGACACCAAUUAUAUAUUCACCUCUUUACAAAGACUUCUUUCAUUGUCAGCUUUUGUGCAACUCAAUUUAAUUCAAUCUUUGAAGAUGGCAGAGAGAAAUGUUGCUGCUAACUCUUCUAUUGAUAGAACUAGUUUGGCUUAUCUAGAUCAGAGGAUGGCCAUGGCCAAACGCUGUUCUCAUCAAGGUGUGAUGGCUGGAGCUAAGGCUGCUGUUGUUGCUACUAUCGCCACUGCCAUUCCAACUCUGGCUAGUGUUAGGAUGCUACCUUGGGCAAGAGCCAACCUCAAUCACACUGCACAAGCUCUUAUAAUUUCAACAGUGGCUGGAGCAGCAUAUUUCAUAGUAGCUGACAAGACUGUCUUGGCAACUGCAAGAAAGAACUCCUUCAACCGACCCUCCAAUGCAUGAAUUCCAAACGCAUCAUAACUUAGGAUCGUGGUUUCGGAUGCAUUUUUGCAUCCAGCUAAUCUUAAAUUCUUAAUCAACAUUAAGCUAGUUUCGUCCUGUACUCUUCACAUAUGUAAUUAUAAAUAAUGAUUUGCAUUUCAA